ACCACUGUGUAUGUAGUCUGGUCAUUGAAACAUCCUUAUGCGGUGCAUUACUGAAAUCUUGAAACUUGAAAUACCCAUAAUAUCUUGGGCAAUGUCAGGGAAAUGCAGUAAUGGGAAGGGCAGUUCCCAAGCUGUAAACACAAAGAAAAACAAUGACGACACAUUUUGGACCAGCAAGAUGAUCCCUUGAUAACUGACUGGGAAUCGGAAGCUGCAGGGGAGAUUUGUUGUUCUCAGGCAUAGAGUGGCUGCGGGUUGGCCUGACGUCAAUGGCAGGACUCUACAGGGGUAAGAGAAUCCAGGGAGGCAUCUGUGCACUGCAUGGCCAGAAUGCCUGCCAGGUGAUUCUUCCAAGAGAAAAAAGCAUGUGGACUACAUACAUAAGAGGAGGAAACAAAAGCACACAGCCAUUAAAAUAAAACACAAGUCACGUGUGAGUCUGUUCUCGUGUGUACGUGCUUUCCAGUGGGGAUGCAGCGUACUAAGAGGUGUACAUGGUACCUGUCACUUAGUGAAGCAGUGUCAUUCGUUUGGGAUAAUACCUGAGGUUCGCUGCCUCACGCCAAGAAAAUCAAGGACACAGACAAACAAGGACAGACACAACAGCUACAUGGAAGCAGACAACCUUACAGAAUUAUCAAAAUUUCUCCUCCUGGGACUCUCAGAUGAUCCUGAACUGCAGCCUGUCCUCUUUGGGCUGUUCCUGUCCAUGUACCUGGUCACGGUGCUGGGGAACCUGCUCAUCAUUCUGGCCGUCAGCUCUGACUCCCACCUCCACACCGCCAUGUACUUCUUCCUCUCCAACCUGUCCUUUGUCGACAUCUGUUUCAUCUCCACCACAGUCCCCAAGAUGCUAGUGAACAUCCAGGCACGGAGCAAAGACAUCUCCUACAUGGGGUGCCUCACUCAGGUGUAUUUUUUAAUGAUGUUUGCUGGACUGGAUACUUUCCUACUGGCUGUGAUGGCUUAUGACCGGUUUGUGGCCAUCUGCCACCCCCUUCAGUACGCGGUCAUCAUGAACCCCUGCCUCUGUGGCCUCCUGGUUCUGGCAUCUUGGUUCGUCAUUUUCUGGUUCUCCCUGGUUCAUAUUCUACUGAUGAAGAGGUUGACCUUCUCCACAGGCACUGAGAUUCCGCAUUUCUUCUGUGUACCGGCUCGGGUCCUCAAGGUGGCCCGCUCUAACACCCUCCUCAAUAACAUUGUCUUAUAUGUGGCCACGGCACUGCUGGGUGUGUUUCCUGUAGCUGGGAUCCUCUUCUCCUACUCUCGGAUCGUCUCCUCCUUAAUGAGAAUGUCCUCCCCCGAGGGCAAGUACAAAGCCUUUUCCACCUGUGGAUCUCACCUCUGUGUGGUCUCCUUGUUCAAUGGAACAGGACUAGGGGUCUAUCUCAGUUCUGCUGUGACCCGUUCUUCCCAGAGCAGCUCCACGGCCUCAGUGAUGUAUGCCAUGGUCACCCCCAUGCUGAACCCCUUCAUCUACAGCCUGAGGAACAAGGACGUGAAGGGGGCCCUGGAAAGACUCCUCAGCAGGGCAGACUCUUGUCCAUGACAAAUCAGGGCCUCAGAACUAAGAGGACACACUGCGUACCCCUAAGGCAAAUGUUGUGGGUUUAAAUAUCCGGCUCUUUUUCUCUUUUAAAAGAUGUGCUUG
This is a messenger RNA of Pongo pygmaeus (Bornean orangutan), 1651 nucleotides long. RefSeq names its product olfactory receptor 7D4. The transcript is spliced from 4 exons. Gene Ontology annotation, cellular component: membrane. Gene Ontology annotation, molecular function: G protein-coupled receptor activity; olfactory receptor activity. Bases 611 to 1549 code for a protein of 312 amino acids. Gene Ontology annotation, biological process: G protein-coupled receptor signaling pathway. NCBI's taxonomy places the organism in Eukaryota, Metazoa, Chordata, Mammalia, Primates, Hominidae. The record is from RefSeq and is a predicted model, not a curated record.